AUGGGGCGGGAUGGCUUAUCAACUUGGUGGGCAUGGCUAAGAUUUGACUUCAAAGAGCUUCUACUCAAAUAUCUUCUCCAUCGAAGCAUCUCCAUACAAAUUGCAAUAAAACCUGUUCAUGCUCCUGAAAAUUCCUUCUCAGCAACCUUCUUACUUGCUUCAGUGCUUUUACCAUGCACUAGCCUAGUCUCUUCAGCUAAUAACAGGACAGACAAGCUCGCGUUACUUGCAUUCAAGGCUGCUAUAACUGAGGACUCUUUCGGGGCGCUGAAUUCAUGGAACCAUACGACCGACCACUGUUGGUGGUAUGGUGUCACAUGUGGUCGCCUGCACCGCAGAGUCACGGGACUAGAUCUACAAGACUUGAAGCUCUCGGGAUCCAUCUCCCCUCACAUUGGAAAUUUGAGCUUCUUGAGAGUCCUGAUGCUCAACAACAAUAGUUUCCAUCACGAAAUCCCGCAACAAGUCGGUCAUUUGCACAGUUUACGUAUCUUGCAUUUGUUCAACAACACAUUGGAAGGCGAAAUCCCGAGAAACUUGUCGGGUUGCGCUCGCCUUACACACCUCCGCCUAGGUCACAAUCUGCUGGUCGGAGAAAUUCCCGUCGAGCUCGGUUCUUUGCUGGAGCUUCAGUUUCUCGCUUUACGUAGGAACUAUCUAACAGGAACUGUUUCUUCAUCCAUCGGAAACAUGUCAUCAUUAGAGAUUCUCAGUCUGGGUUCUAAUGAGUUAGGUGGGAAGAUACCCCAAGCUCUAGGAAAAUUAAAUAAGCUCAACUUGCUUGCUUUAGGACUAAAUAGGUUAUCCGGCACAAUUCCUCCAUCUGUCUUCAAUCUUUCUUCUGUGAUGCUGUUCGACAUCGGUGAAAACCAAAUAGGAGGGAAUCUUCCUGCCAAUAUAGGCUUCACGCUUCCAAACAUCGAGAUUUUCAGCAUUUCCAAUAACCAGUUCACUGGAGCGAUUCCUCGGUCAAUGUCUAAUGCAACCACUUUAGAGUUGCUUCUAGCCAGUAUGAACAAACUCUCGGGAAACAUGCCUCCUUUGGACCGCUUAAACAAGCUCCAAGAAUUGGACGUCUCUUCUAAUUAUAUGGAAAGCAGAGGAUAUGGUGAUUUGAGCUUCUUUUGCUCGUUGACUAACACCACCAGCCUACUGCAUUUGUUCAUGAACAACAACAGGUUUGGUGGAACGUUCCCCGAGUGCAUCGGUAAUUUCUCCAUUACUCUCUCGCAAUUGUGGCUGAACAAUAAUCCACUGUCUGGCACGAUUCCUCGAGUAAUCGGAAAUCUUGUCAACUUAGAAAGGUUGUUUUUGGGCUACAACAGGUUUUCAGGUUCGGUCCCCUUGGUUUUGGGAAAUCUUCAUAACCUAGUGGAACUGGAUUUAUCGCAUAAUAAGUUUUCCGGAGAAAUUCCUUCUUCAUUAGGAAACCUAGUAAACCUAGCACGACUCCAUCUCGAUCACAAUAACUUUCACGGCCGCAUUCCAUCAUGUCUAUCAAAGUGCCAAAGGUUGGUGGAGCUUGAUCUUUCUAGUAACAACUUAAAUGGAACUAUACCUCCAGAGUCCAUAGCUCUCUCAUCACUUUCUAUAAGUCUGAACUUGUCUUGGAACCAACUCGCUGGUGUCCUACCUAAGGAAGUUGGGGAAAUGAAGCUUUUGGCUCAAUUGGAUGUCUCUAGAAACAUGUUAGUUGGCGACAUUCCGGCCAGUCUUGGCAGUUGUGUUGGAUUGGAAGUGCUCAAAAUGCAGGAGAACUCUUUCCAAGGCUCCAUUCCUUCCUCUAUUAGCAUGUUGAGGAAUGUCAAGGAGCUAGAUCUUUCACACAACAAUUUAUCCGGUCAGAUUCCGGAGUUUUUCGAGGCACUUCACUCCUUGGAGAUCCUGAAUUUGUCGUACAAUAACUUUGAAGGCACAUUACCGACGAAAGGAAUCUUCAAUAAUGUCAGCGUUACUUUUGUCUCUGGAAAUGACAAGCUUUGCGGAGGAAUGCCUGAAUUUCAUCUCCCGAAAUGCAGCUCUAGAAACUCAGGCCGAAAACUAACCCUUGAGUGGAAGCUCGCCAUCUCGAUUUUCUUUGGGGUUCUUGGAAUAGCUCUAGUUCUUGCUCUUAUGUACUUUGGUUGGUUGAAGAAGAAGAAAAGAACAGAACCAGCUUCAAGUUCCAAAGAUGAUUCAUCACUGAAUCUAUCUUACGGAAUUCUUUUUAAGGCAACCAAUGGGUUUUCUUCAAGUAACUUGAUCGGGGUUGGUGGCUUUGGAUCUGUUUACAAGGCAGUCCUCGGUGAGAAUGGAGCUGUCAUUGCUGUGAAGGUACUUAAUUUGACGCUUCAUGGUGCUUUGAAGAGCUUCAUAACCGAGUGCGAGGCUUUAAGGAAUGUCCGACACCGUAAUCUUUUGAAAGUCCUAACAGUAUGCUCGGGCACUGAUUACAAGGGCAAUGAGUUUAAGGCCUUGGUUUAUGAGUUCAUGGUCAAUGGCAGCCUAGAAGAUUGGCUACAUCCAAGUCCAUCAUCAGCUGAGUUAGAAGCAAAUGCAAAGAAAUUGAGUCUCAUCCAGCGGAUAAAUAUUUCCAACGAUGUUGCUUCAGCAUUGGAUUAUCUCCAUAACCACUUGCAAAGCCCUGUUAUCCAUUGUGAUAUGAAGCCAAGCAACGUCCUGUUAGACGACAAAAUGGCUGGACAUGUUGGAGACUUUGGUUUGGCGAAGGUCGUGAUUGAAUCCACCGAUGACACUAAAGCAAAAAUGAGCUCUACUGGUGUAAGAGGAACUAUUGGCUAUGCUGCUCCAGAAUACGGAAUGGAAAGCGUGGUUUCAAGAGAAGGCGAUGUUUAUAGUUAUGGCAUUCUCUUGCUUGAGAUGUUCACGGGCAUGAGUCCAACAAGCAAAAUGUUCAGAGAAAAUUUUAACCUUCACAAGUUCGUUGAGGAAGCCUUGCCUGAACAACUCUUAGAGAUUACCGAUCCUCCUCUACUUCAAGAACUGGAGAGCCAUAUGGGCACCGGCCGAGGCAAUGCAGCUCGUGAAUGUCUGGAGAUGGUCUAUAGAAUUGGGGUUGCCUGCUCAGUCGAAGCACGCAGAGAGCGGACAAACAUUGCGAAAGUCGUAGCUCAGCUGCAUUUUAUUAGGGAUAAACUUCAUGCAGCUGGUUUACAAUGAUAGGUUAUAUGAACUCAGGAGUGCUUGGAGUCGGUUUCAGCAAUUCCAGUAGAAUCUUUUCUUCUCCCAUGCUUAGCACUAGAAAAAAGGGGAUGCGUGCUAUGUUAGUAUAGUAGAUUUAGGGAAGGCAACGGUUCUCCGAUAUCGGCCACGGCUCAAAAUGAGAACUCAAUCUCGUCUUUUAUUCAAUAAAACUCGGGUUUUGGCUCAAUUGCUGCAAGAACUGCAAGUAACUCUUUUAAUUUGAUGACGGCUCGAUGCAUUCCUUCUUUUGCAAACCUUUUCAUGUAC
This is a messenger RNA of Syzygium oleosum, 3450 nucleotides long. Its product is annotated as probable LRR receptor-like serine/threonine-protein kinase At3g47570. The record is from RefSeq and is a predicted model, not a curated record. Bases 1 to 3159 code for a protein of 1052 amino acids. Gene Ontology annotation, biological process: protein phosphorylation. Lineage: Eukaryota; Viridiplantae; Streptophyta; Magnoliopsida; Myrtales; Myrtaceae. Gene Ontology annotation, molecular function: protein binding; ATP binding; protein kinase activity. The transcript is spliced from 4 exons.